CGCAGGGCUCCCCGCUCCUCCAGCCUCCACCAAACCGCAGCCAGGGGUGGAACCGGAGUUAACACAGCCGCAGGUUUAAAUGCUUAUUUGACUACUUGUCUACUGAAUACAAAAUGAAUAAUUCAACAAACUCCUCCAAUAAUAGCCUGGCCAUUACCAGUCCUUAUAAGACAUUUGAAGUGGUAUUUAUUGUCCUUGUGGCUGGAUCCCUCAGUUUGGUGACUAUUAUUGGGAACAUCCUGGUCAUGGUUUCCAUUAAAGUUAACCGCCACCUGCAGACCGUCAACAAUUACUUUUUGUUCAGCCUGGCCUGUGCUGACCUCAUCAUAGGUGUUUUCUCCAUGAACCUGUACACCCUCUACACUGUGAUUGGCUACUGGCCUCUGGGACCUGUGGUGUGUGACCUUUGGUUAGCAUUGGACUAUGUGGUCAGCAAUGCCUCAGUCAUGAACCUGCUCAUCAUCAGUUUUGACAGGUACUUCUGUGUCACAAAACCUUUGACCUACCCAGUUAAGCGGACCACAAAAAUGGCAGGAAUGAUGAUUGCUGCUGCCUGGGUCCUGUCCUUCAUCCUCUGGGCUCCAGCUAUCCUCUUCUGGCAGUUCAUCGUAGGGGUGAGAACUGUGGAGGAUGGAGAAUGCUACAUCCAGUUCUUUUCCAAUGCUGCCGUCACCUUUGGCACUGCCAUCGCAGCCUUCUACUUGCCAGUAAUCAUCAUGACUGUGCUGUAUUGGCAUAUAUCCCGAGCCAGCAAGAGCAGAAUAAAGAAGGAGAAGAAGGAGCCCGUGGCCAACCAAGACCCAGUGUCUCCAAGUCUGGUGCAAGGAAGAAUAGUGAAGCCAAACAACAACGACAUGCCCGGCAGCGACGGUGCCCUGGAGCACAACAAAAUCCAGAACGGCAAGGCCCCCAGAGGUGCUGUGACUGAAAACUGUGUCCAGGGGGAGGAGAAGGAGAGCUCCAAUGACUCCACCUCAGUCAGUGCCGUCGCCUCCAAUAUGAGAGAUGAUGAAAUAACCCAGGAUGAGAACACAGUAUCCACUUCCCUGGGCCAUUCUAAAGAUGAGAACUCUAAGCAAACGUGCAUCAAAAUCGUCACCAAGACGCAAAAAGGGGACUUAUGCACCCCGAGUCAUACCACUGUGGAGCUAGUUGGGUCUUCGGGUCAGAACGGAGAUGAAAAACAGAACAUCGUGGCCCGCAAGAUUGUGAAGAUGACUAAGCAACCUGCAAAAAAGAAGCCUCCUCCCUCCCGGGAAAAGAAAGUGACCAGGACAAUCUUGGCUAUUCUGCUGGCUUUCAUCAUCACCUGGGCCCCGUACAAUGUCAUGGUGCUCAUUAACACCUUCUGCGCACCCUGCAUUCCUAACACGGUGUGGACAAUUGGUUACUGGCUCUGUUACAUCAACAGCACUAUCAACCCUGCCUGCUAUGCACUUUGCAACGCCACCUUCAAGAAGACCUUUAAACACCUCCUCAUGUGUCAUUACAAGAACAUAGGCGCGACGAGGUAAAACAGUCUUACAAAGAAAGGCUGCCAAAGGGAGCUUGAGAAGAAUAUAAAAGAUGAACGAGCUCCCAGGUUUAAUAUCUCUGCCAUUGCACUUUAUAGUCUCAUUAUGGAAUGUGCAAUUAAGGAGCUGAACUGUGCCACUCCACUCCUGCCCAUCAAAAAUCUUGUACCUUAUAAACCCAAUCAGUUAGGAGCAAUGGGACAACGAGACAUGACGGCAUCACUGAUUUAAGGGGCAAUCUCCACUGUCUCCUACUUUCCUGCGAAGGGCUUCUGAAUCUACAUUUUACCAGUCUCUGCACAAGAAUAACGUCUAUCUCUUUGUUUCUCUUCGUUGUUGUUCUCAUGGGUCUGCUGGAGGGUGAAACACCCGUCACAGGCUGACGCGGAGACUUGAACAUAAAGAGUGGACACCACACAAAGGAGAUGUGAGGAAAGCAGUCAAAAGGGUGCAGAUGUGGUCUCCAGGGUAUUGUGUCUUCUGUUCCUAUUGUGUGAUAUGAUUUGCAGGAUUGUAAUGUAAUUGAUGCUUGUUUUGUCACCAUUUUCUUUUCCUCCCAUAAAAAGCAACCAAACAAACACAGACUCCAAGCAGGGCUCACCAUUUUUUCCCUCAGUACAGCAUUACAUUUGUGCUUGUGUGUUCUGCAUUGUGUGUCAGUAACAUCUGCAGAAUUUUCAGUAAAUCCAACUAAAACCUGCUACAUGAAUGGGCACUUCAGCCAUUCCCAGCGCGACCUUGGUAUUCUUGGGGGUUAUAAAUACCUAUAAGCAUUUAGAUCACCUAUGACAUUUUCUAUAAAAGUUUUUCACCGAUAUGUUCUGUUUCCUCAGCCAGCCAUUGUUUUGACAGAAUAAGUCUACUUAAAACAUCAAUGUGCUUGAGAAUCAAAAGCAUUCCAAAAUUAAUUUCAUCAAUUAAAAAAAAAUGUUCAAUCUAGCGGGAGCGAGUUCACUGGGGCCAAGUGGAUUUUGAAAUGAGAAAAUAGAUGGUGAAAAGGGCAUUGCGCUUGACCGGGCACCUCCCUGACCCGUGUAUGAAAUGUUAACUUGUAUAACACGAACUCCUGACUUUGCCAGCAGGAAGAAGAUGCUGCUUUAUCCAUUUUGAAUCCUAAACAAGAUUAGAUGACUGGGGCAGUCCCAAGAGACUAAGACCUUCUGUUCGAAGCCUGCUAAUGGAUGAUAUUUCAAUUAUUAGCAAGGAUGACUAUACUUUUUCUACGAUGUAGUGAAAGGGGAAAUUGUAUUUGGUGAAAAUAUUUGGUGAAACUAUACAGUCCAUGUUCCUCAAAUUGUCAGUUCUCUUUAAGAUCAUCUACCUUCAAAAUUCUUCAAUCUGUAGCAUCUUAGUAAACUUUGUGAUCGAAACCUAGUGGCUACAGAUGCCAAACAAGCUCACAGGCUAUGAUAGAAAAAUAUAGGUGGCCCUUCUUACAUCCUUUCUCUCCAUCUAAUUCUAAGCCAUGAAAAAGCCAUGUCAGAAACUACUAUUCAAGUGAUACAAUUAUAUAAAAUAUUGUCCGUGUUGAGACUUUUCAUUUGACAGUUGAAAUAAAUACAGGAUUUGAUUGAU
Molecule: messenger RNA, 3089 nt
Organism: Chinchilla lanigera (long-tailed chinchilla)
Lineage: Eukaryota; Metazoa; Chordata; Mammalia; Rodentia; Chinchillidae
Gene: Chrm2
Product: cholinergic receptor, muscarinic 2
Exons: 2
Coding region: 114-1514 (466 amino acids)
Biological process (GO): G protein-coupled receptor signaling pathway, coupled to cyclic nucleotide second messenger; adenylate cyclase-inhibiting G protein-coupled acetylcholine receptor signaling pathway; regulation of heart contraction
Cellular component (GO): synapse; dendrite; plasma membrane
Molecular function (GO): G protein-coupled acetylcholine receptor activity; G protein-coupled serotonin receptor activity
Source: RefSeq, a predicted model, not a curated record